CACACUCUUGAUGUAGCCAAGUUCGUUCUUCGUUGCAGAACUUUCAAACCAACCCCUCCACCGAAAACUCCCUCCCCAGAACUUUGAUCGGAGCGCCGCCGCCACCGCCGCAGCGCCAUGUUUUCUAGCAAAGAAAUGCCGUCUCCACAGUCAUUAUUCUCGGCUUACGCGUCAAUGGCCGGCUCCCUAAUGCUGUUCCGAUCAAUGGCCAACGACCUGAUCCCCGGCCCGAUCCGGUCUUACAUCGCCGCCGCUGUCCGCCGCCUCUUCAAUUCCUCCUCCCCUCUCCUGACCCUCCUGAUCGAAGAAUCCUCCGGCAUGUCCCCCAACCAAAUCUACGACGCCGUCGACACGUACCUGUCGACGAAAAUCACUCCGGCCACCGCGCGCCUCCGCAUCACCAAAUCCCCCAAAGACAAAUCCCCCACCCUCCGCCUCGAAAAGGGCGAGAAAUUGGUGGAUUCCUUCGACGGCAUCGAGCUCCUGUGGACCUUCAAUUCCCACGACCACGACAAAUCCAGCAACACCCCCAACAACAACGCUCUGUUUCCGGGCGGCAGAACAGAGCGCCGCUACUUCGAGCUCCAAUUCCACAAAACCCACUACCAAAAAAUCCUCCGAUCCUACAUCCCCCACCUCCUCGAUCGCGCCGCCGCCAUCAAGAACGAAUCCAGGGCUCUCAAAAUGCACACCAUGAGCAGCUCCGGCUGCUACAGCGGGAAGUGGGAGGCCGUCAAUCUGGAGCAUCCGGCGACGUUCGAGACGGUGGCGAUGGAGGCGGAGCUGAAGAGGGCGGUGAUGGAGGAUCUGGACAGGUUCGUCAAGAGGAAGGAGUUUUACAAGAGGGUGGGGAGGGCGUGGAAGAGGGGCUAUUUGCUCUACGGCCCGCCGGGGACCGGCAAAUCCAGCUUGAUUGCGGCCAUGGCCAAUUACUUGAAGUUUGAUAUUUAUGAUCUGCAGCUCGCCAAUGUGAUGCAGGAUUCCGAUCUCAGGAAGCUGCUGUUGACCACCGGGAAUCGCUCCAUUUUGGUGAUCGAGGAUAUUGAUUGCACGGUCGAGCUGCCGGACCGCCGCCUCGGCGAUUGGCCGCCCUCCCACUCCGCCGAAAUUCAGUUGACGCUGUCAGGGCUUUUAAACUUCAUAGACGGGCUAUGGUCAAGCUGUGGCGACGAGAGGAUCAUCGUGUUGACGACGAACCACAAGGAUCGGUUGGACCCGGCGCUGCUCCGGCCGGGGCGCAUGGACAUGCACAUCCACAUGUCCUUCUGCAGUUUCCACGCCUUCAAGCUUCUGGCCGCCAACUACCUCCAG
Messenger RNA from Momordica charantia (bitter melon), 1311 nucleotides. RefSeq names its product AAA-ATPase At5g17760. NCBI's taxonomy places the organism in Eukaryota, Viridiplantae, Streptophyta, Magnoliopsida, Cucurbitales, Cucurbitaceae. The record is from RefSeq and is a predicted model, not a curated record. Gene Ontology annotation, molecular function: ATP binding; ATP hydrolysis activity.